Raphanus sativus (radish) is the source of this 906-nucleotide messenger RNA. RefSeq lists its product as uncharacterized. Gene Ontology annotation, biological process: GPI anchor biosynthetic process. Gene Ontology annotation, cellular component: glycosylphosphatidylinositol-N-acetylglucosaminyltransferase (GPI-GnT) complex. NCBI's taxonomy places the organism in Eukaryota, Viridiplantae, Streptophyta, Magnoliopsida, Brassicales, Brassicaceae. The record is from RefSeq and is a predicted model, not a curated record. The transcript has 6 exons. The coding region runs from base 193 to 789 and encodes 198 amino acids.
GUUAUAUUCCAAGUAACAACGACAGGUCGUUUUCUGUAUUGAAGGUUUUCGUUGAAACGGCAUACAGUCUGCAAAGCUUCGACCUUUUUUUUUUUUUUUUAAAUCUCGUCUUCUGCUCUUCACCGGUUCAGAUUUGACCCUUUUCACUCCACUUUUUAAGAUUUGGGCUUUCGCUCGUCAGCUCAUCGGUAAAUGAACAAACGAAUGGUGAGGUCGUCUCUAUCGGAUAAGAGAUACACUUACAUACACCAAAGUGAAAGUGAGCCAACUAGAGGAGCCAUUGACAUCCACCAUGUGAUCAUCAAGGGAAGCCUUGUUACUGGUCAUUCCCGUCUUAGGUGGCUUGCUUUCUUCCUUGUGGGUUUGGCUUUUAUCAUGUUCUUUCUUCUUGGAAAGGACAAUCCAGUUAGGGAUCUUUCUUGGAGCUGCCUUUUAAGUGGUUUCUUUGUUAUGAUACAGAGUCGGAAGUUUGUCAAGAAAGAAUCUGUUAUAAUCAUGGCAACCUUGGGGAUCCAACUUGAAACUCAAUAUUUAAGUGGAAAAACUGUCACCAGGUUUAUCCCUAUUGGCAAGAUUUUGAAGCCUGUGCUGGUCGAAUGCGUCACCCCUGUUACAUGUUACUGGAGUCUCUCCUUGUUUCUGCGUGGCGAAGAAGAGCUUACAUUGGUGUUUAAGGAACUGCGUCCGUCAUUGAAGAUGUUGGUUCCCAUAUGGAAGGCACUGUGUGCUGUUACUGGCACAGAACAAAGCAAAAUGAUGACUGAAGAAGAACAUGUUGUAGCUGGUUAAGCAUUUAUAUAUACAUGUGAAAUAUUUACUGCCAAUACAAGCAGAGAAACAUGGGGUACGAUUUACAGUGUGACUAAGAGUAGCAAAUGGAAAAAAGGUAGUUAUUUACUGAGUCUA